GUCAGUCUGUCGGAGUCUGUCCUCGGAGCAGGAGGAGCGAAGGGACUUCCGAGAGCCAGCUGCCCGAUUAUUUUCUUUCCCCUCCCUCUCUCCCGCCCCACAUCUCUCUUCACCCCUCUCCUGCCCUUGCUCGCGCGGCCAUGGCGGAGCCGUCGGCGGCCACUCAGUCUCCGUCCAUCUCGUCGUCGUCCUCCGGGGCCGAGCCUUCGGCGCCCGGCGGCGGGAGCCCUGGAGCCUGCCCCGCCCUGGGGGCGAAGAGCUGCGGCUCCUCCUGUGCGGUGCACGAUCUGAUUUUCUGGCGAGAUGUGAAGAAGACUGGGUUUGUCUUUGGCACCACACUGAUCAUGCUGCUCUCCCUGGCAGCUUUCAGUGUCAUCAGUGUGGUUUCUUACCUCAUCCUGGCUCUUCUCUCUGUCACCAUCAGCUUCAGGGUCUACAAGUCUGUCAUCCAAGCUGUACAGAAAUCAGAAGAGGGCCAUCCAUUCAAAGCCUACCUGGAUGUAGACAUUACCCUGUCCUCAGAAGCUUUCCAUAAUUACGUGAACGCUGCCAUGGUGCACAUCAACAGGGCCCUGAAACUCAUUAUUCGUCUCUUUCUGGUGGAAGAUUUGGUUGACUCCUUGAAGCUGGCUGUCUUCAUGUGGCUGAUGACCUAUGUUGGUGCCGUUUUCAAUGGAAUCACCCUUCUGAUUCUUGCUGAACUGCUCAUUUUCAGUGUUCCAAUUGUCUAUGAGAAGUACAAGACCCAGAUUGAUCACUAUGUUGGCAUCGCCCGCGAUCAGACCAAGUCAAUUGUUGAAAAGAUACAAGCAAAACUCCCAGGAAUCGCAAAAAAAAAGGCAGAAUAAGUACAUGGAAACCAGAAAUGCAACAGUUACUAAAACACCACUUAAUAGUUAUAACGUCAUUACUUGUACUAUGAAGGAACGUGCUCCGUGUCAGCUCGAGCCUGCAUUCCAAGCUUCCUUUUCUUAAUUUGGUGUUUUCUCCCCUCCUUUCCCUUUACCCUCAGUAUCAAGCACAAGAAUUGUUGGACUUCAAAAAGAACUGAUAUCUUGGGACCCAAAAGAAUAAAGAAAGAAUCUAAUAGGGUAAAUCAGUACCUUAAUGGUGGUGGGGCUUUUACUUGGAGCUUGAAAGGGGAGAGGUUGGAGGUCAAGGAGAAAAUGAAAGGUAAAGCGCUGCCCUCGGAUUCUGCCAUCCAGUUUUCGAGGACUAGUCUUACGCAGCUUCCCGUCAGUUUUACCCUUAUUUUUAAGUUAAGAAAUGAUGAUUGACUUAAGAGGAAAUCAUCCGGGGACAAGAGUGGGAUUCCUUCCCACGGGUCUUUGGCAGCUCUCUGACCCCAUCUUCCUGCCCCACAGUGUGAGCGGCUACUCCUAACAUUCCUCUUCUUCACGCAAUGAUAGAACUUCCAAGUCCAUGAAUAACUUGUAGCUGAUAGUGUGCAUUCCUGAUUCCCGGAAUGCCAUCUGGUAACCAAGGUUGGAACCGGAAAGUGGGACUGUGAAGGCCCUCCCUCUCCCGCUCACCCCUAGAAAGGAAAGUUCCCGCCAUUUGGGAGGGUGGUGUCUGUGUCGUUUCUUGUGGGCACCAGUUCUGAGCUUUAGUUUGAGAACUCAUUCCUGAAUGUGCUUUCCUCCUCCUUCCCUGCCCACCUCACCUCGAGUUUAAUAAAUAUGGUUGUACUUUUCUUAUUAUGAAAUAAAUGUCUGUAACUGCUGUAAACUUG
Panthera uncia (snow leopard) is the source of this 1732-nucleotide messenger RNA. RefSeq names its product reticulon 3 (gene RTN3). Gene Ontology annotation, biological process: neuron differentiation; endoplasmic reticulum tubular network formation; brain development. The coding region runs from base 141 to 848 and encodes 235 amino acids. NCBI's taxonomy places the organism in Eukaryota, Metazoa, Chordata, Mammalia, Carnivora, Felidae. The record is from RefSeq and is a predicted model, not a curated record. The transcript is spliced from 7 exons. Gene Ontology annotation, cellular component: neuron projection; postsynaptic density.